AUGCGGCUCUUCCACUCCGAGGCCAGCACAGUAAAGCUAGCGGAGCCCCAAGACGAGUCACUCGCGAACCCACCAGGGCCCGCCCAUCUGCCGUUGGAAGCCAUCAGUGCCCUCGAUUGGGAUGAGUGGUUCCGAGGCGGGCUGCCGAUCGGGCCGACAGAAUAUAUGACAGAUCAUUAA
Messenger RNA from Penicillium samsonianum, 180 nucleotides. RefSeq lists its product as uncharacterized. NCBI's taxonomy places the organism in Eukaryota, Fungi, Ascomycota, Eurotiomycetes, Eurotiales, Aspergillaceae. The record is from RefSeq and is a predicted model, not a curated record. Bases 1 to 180 code for a protein of 59 amino acids. The transcript is spliced from 2 exons.